Molecule: messenger RNA, 4801 nt
Organism: Ruditapes philippinarum (Manila clam)
Lineage: Eukaryota; Metazoa; Mollusca; Bivalvia; Venerida; Veneridae
Exons: 2
Coding region: 164-1867 (567 amino acids)
Molecular function (GO): zinc ion binding
Source: RefSeq, a predicted model, not a curated record
GAAGUUAAAAAUAAAACGAUCAAAUUCCACGUAUCCAAUAUCAACAGCAAAACAUUUCCGUUUAAAAACUGUGAAACAAUUUGAGGAAUACUUUUUUUCAAGGUAAAACAUGGCAGUCUCAGGAAAGAGAGCAUUAAAACAAUUUUCUUCAUGAACAACAUCCAUGGCAUCAGAUGAAUAUCUUCAAAUUUACUGUCAGCCUUGUGACGAGGAAGGAACUACACUCCCUGCCCAUGGUUACUGCACUGACUGCAAGGAACAUCUAUGCAACACAUGCUUUACAGCCCAUAGGAUAAACAAGUUUACCAAAAAGCAUACACUUCUGGAUGCAACAAGUAUGCCUAAAGUUUUGCAGCAACCCUCAACAUCCCAUCACACAGGUCUGUCGGAUGACUUGACCUUGCCAUGUGGUAAACAUCCAAUAGAAAUUAUCAAGUUCUACUGCUUUGAUCAUACAGAAUUUCUCUGCAGUGUUUGUGUUACCCUUGAUCAUCAAGCUUCAUCCUGCAAAGUGAACUAUAUACCAGACAUUUCUGGUGAUAUAAUAGACAGCAAAGAAUAUCAAGUUAUCUUGAAUGCAUUAAAUACCACUUCUGACAAAUUUCAACAGAUAUUAAAAGAUGUCAAGAAUAUGACACACAAAUCAAACAGCUCUCUCAAAGAUGUCAUAGGAGACAUUAAAAAGUUUCGGCAAGAAAUCAACCAAAGACUAGAUGAACUUGAGAGACAGGCUGAAGAUGCAGCUAAAGUCAUAGAACAAGAAAACAACAAACAUCUGAAAGCAGUAGAAAGAGCAUGUGAAGAUAUAACCAAAUCUCUGAAGAUUUCAUCAGACAAAGUCAAACAGCUCAACAGAACAAAACAAACUGACAAACUCUUCAUUGAUUUGAAACUUGCAGAGAAAACAAUCAAAGAUAUGGAGGGAAAACAACUAAAACUCUCAUCAUAUUAUAUCAAAGAGCACAACUUUCAACCAAAUGAUGUAAUGUUAAAUUUGUUUAAAACAGAGAAGUCGCUGGGUACACUGACACAGAAAACUUUUAAUACAGAAUGUCAACCUGUACAAGUAAAGUCUAGACAAUCUUCACAUCAGGGAAAAAUCUGUGUUAAUACAUCAAAAGAUAAAUAUGAGUGCUUUAUAACAGGAACUACUCUGCUGACUCCUGAUCUUCUUAUCAUCACUGAUUGCAGCAACAAAGCUGUAAAGAUGGUGGAUACCAGUAGCCAAUCUGUGUCUGAUCAACUACAACUACAUGAUCAACCAUGGGAUAUAACCACGGUAACCAGUACUGACCUUGCUGUCACACUUCCAAACAAACAAACAAUACAAUUUAUAUCAAUCUCAUCAAACAAACUUAUAAAGAAGCACACUGUGAAGGUUGAUGGGAAAUGUCAUGGUAUAAGCUGUUAUCAAGCUAAACUUGUUGUGUCAUUCUCUCAUCAUGCAAAAAUUCAGACCUUUGAUAUGAAUGGCACUAUACUGACAACAAUUGAUGGAAAAAAUAUUUUCCAAGAUCUAUGGUAUAUUGCAUGUAACAGAAGUUCUAUCUAUGUAUCUGACUGUGGGAUGAAGACAGUAACAAAAUUAAACUGGCAAGGUGAUGUAAUUGGUAGAUAUAGUUGUAUGAGUUUUCCUAGAGGAAUAUCACUGUCAGAUGAUGGUACUGUCUUUGUGUGUGAUAAUAUGAGAAAUGUUAUAGAAGAGAUAUCAGGAGAUUGUUCUACAGGAAAGGUGGUGCUGCAGGAUCUGAAGACUCCAGUGGCUGUAUGUUGGUGUGGAGAAACAAAGAAGCUUUAUUACAGCUGUUAUGCUUGUGAUCGAAAAAUUGACAACUUCCUUCACAUCCAUAACCUGUCAUGGACUUGAACAGAAACUUAGUUGAAUUAAAUCAAACAAUGUCAGCGGUUCUUCAAUAUUAAAAAAAACUUGCAUCAUCCAUUCUUCUGAAAUAUUAGCACAACACAUGUUUUAAGUUUUGUUAGAAUUUUUUUUAAUGUUAAACUUUUAUGUUAUGAGUGAUAAAUGAUUUAAGCAAUCCUCUUGUUGUAUUCUUAUAAUAGGUUUGGUGAAAAACAAGGAAACAAGUACCAGUAAUGCUGGGAAUACAUUGAAUAACAGGAGUACCUCAAGCAUUUUUAAUGCUUAUUCAAGGCAACAGCUAUCAAUAACAAAGGGACAUAAUUCCUAAAUGGAUAAUGUCCCCUGGUCAUACAAUUGUGCUUUGUGAUGAUAAUCAAGUAUUCAAGUUUCAUGUUGAUAUUAUUCACAGUUUUGAAAUCAUUCUACUUAAUAAGCAAAUUUGACAAAAGUCAAAAAGGGACAUAACUCCAAAAGAAUACCUUUAAGAAUAAUGCCACUCUAAUUAUGCUCAGUGUAUCAACUGUGCCUUGAUGACAACAACACCAACUACAAUUCAGCAAUAAAAAAACCUUGAUUUUUUUUCUAAACAGACAAGCUAAAAAUGCAAACUUUGUUUGUUUACAUUGAUAAAUUGACUGUAAUAGGUUAUAUCAAUAAAGCAUUUCAUCUUUUAUUUUACAAGAACAUUAUGAUAUGAUAAAACUGGUGAGUUUUUUUUGUAAUCAUAAAAUGCACUGUUUAUAUUUUAUGUUACAAAACCUGCCCUGUUCCCAAGAUUUUGUACUAUAUAUCAUUUUAUAACACUUAUAUUUAAACAGAUUACAUCAAUAAAAUUAAGUAUAAGCUGCUCGUUGUUGUUUAAAUCAUUGAGUUAAAACAUAAGAAUACUGUGACCCUGUGACCUUGACCUUUGACCCAGUGACCUCAAAAUCAAUAGGAGUCAUUUACUAAUCAUGACUAACGUCCAUGUCAAAUAUGAAGACUGUGGGUCAAAGGAAGCUCAAGUUAUUGGGCGGACAAGCUUUUUCAAUUCAAGGCUCUGUGACCUUGACUUUGACCCAGUGACCUCAAAAUCAAUAGGGGUCAUCUACUAAUUAUUACUAACCUCAAUGCCAAAUAUGAAGACAGUGGGCCAAAAGGAAUCUCAAGUUAUUGGGUGGACAAGCUUUUUAAAAUCAAGGCCCCUGUGACCUUGACCUUUGACCCCAAAAUCAAUAAGGAUCAUCUACUAAUCAUGACUAAUCUCCAUGCCAAAUAUGAAGACUGUGGAUCAAAGGAAUCUCAAGUUAUUUGGCGGACAAGCUUUUUAAAGUCAAGGCCCCUGUGACCUUGACCUUUGGCCCAGUGCAUCAAAAUCAAUAGGGGUCAUCUACUAAUCAUGACUAACUUCCAUGCCAUUAUGAGGACUGAGGGGCAAAGGAAUCUCAAGUUAUUGGGCAGACAAGCUUUUGCUAAGUCAAGGCCCCUGUGACCUUGACCUUUGGCCCAGAGACCCCAAAAUCAAUAGGGGUCAUCUACUUAUCAUGACUAACCUCCAUGCCAAAUAUGAAGACUGUGGGCCAAAGGAAUCUCAAGUUAUUGGGUGGACAAGCUUUUUAAAGUUAAGGCCGCUGUGACCUUGACCUUUGGCCCAGUGACCCAAAAAUCAAUAGGGGUCAUCUAAUAACCAUGACUUACCUCCAUGUCAAAUAUGAAGACUGUUGACAAAAGGAAUCUCAAGUCGUUGGGCAGAAAAGCUUUUUUUAAGUAAAGGCCCCUGUGACCUUGACCUUUGACCAAGUGACCUCACAUCAAUAGGGGUCAUGUACUAAUCAUGACUAACCUCCAUGCCAAAUAUGAAGACUGUGGGUCAAAGGAAUCUCAGGUUAUUGGGCGGACAAGCUUUUUUUUAGUCAAGGCCCCUGUGACCUUGACCUUUGACCCAGCAACCUCAAAAUCAAUAGGGGUCAUCUACUAAUUAUGGGUAACCUCAAUGCCAAAUAUGAAGACAGUGGGCCAAAGGAAUCUCAAGUUAUUGGGUGGACAAGCUUUUUAAGUCAAGGUCCCUGUGACCUUGACCUUUGACCCCAAAAUCAAUAGGGGUAAUUUACUAAUCAUGACUAACCUCCAUUCCAAAUAUGAAGACUGUGGGUCAAAGGAAUCUCAAGUUAUUGGGCGGAAAAGCUUUUUAAAGUCAAGGCCCCUGUGACCUUGACCUUUGGCCCAGUGACCCCAAAAUCAAUAGGGGUCAUCUACUAAUCAUGACUAACCUCCAUGCUAAAUAUGAAGACUGUCGGCCAAAGGAAUCUCAAGUGAUUGGGCGGACAAGGAAAAACCGACAGACGGACCGACGGACAAGAUGUUUCCAGUAUAUCCCCCUUACAACCUUACAACUUCAUUGUGCAGGGUAAUAAGAGCCCCUGAGAUCGCUCACCUGUAUUUAGGCCCUGGGGCAGGGACAAUUUUAACCCAGGGGCUUUUAUUUGAAAAAACUUGGUAGACACUCACUAGAAGAUAUUUCAUGCUUAGUAUCUAAAAUCUAGCUCUUUGUUUUUUGGGGUUUUUUUAAGAAGAUUUUUUAAGAUUUUACUAUACACAUAUAAGGAAAAUCAAUGACCCCGGGGCGGAGCCAAUUUUAAACCCAGGGCCCUUAUUUGAACAAACUUGGUAAACACUCAAUAGAAGAUGUUUCAUGCCAAAUAUCUAAGCUCUAGCUCUUUGGGUUUUUUAGAAGAAGAUAUUUAAAGUUUUUUCUUUUGGUUGCCAUGGCAACCAGAGUUCUGCAUGGAAUUAAAUUCUUUGAACAAUUCUCAAAGGUUACCACCAAAGGAACAUUCCUGUGAAGUUUGGAUGAAAUUGGCUUAGUGGUUUAUGAGAAGAUGUCAUUUCAAGUAAAAGUUUACGGACGACGGAUGGACGCCGGACGGACGCCGGACGAAAAGCGAUCACGAAAGCUCACCC